UCAAAAGAUGAAUUAUUGUUGAAAGUUUUUUUAUAAGGAGUAAUUCGCAGAUUGAUUUAUAGAGCAGAUGAAGAAGUUUAGUGAAAGAGCCCACUGUUUCAGAUAUUGAACAAGGAAUCACUGAAAUUUCUGGGAUGUAUACGGGCAUUUCAUGGGGAAGAAACGGUCCGCCAUUGUUGCCACUCUCUUGAGCUUUCUUUCAAUUGUUAUCGGUGAAAAGGUAACCUUCUCCAAUCUUGCUUUAUCAUAUAACACCAGCUAAUUUCCUUCAAAAUGUGGAGAACUUUUGUAAAUUCAAUUGUUAAGCAGUGCAAGAAUUCAAUUGAUUUCCCUACCCUCCAAAACCCAAUAUUCUAUUCUGUUUCUAGUUCUUUAUUUCGUAAUGAUUCUUCGAUUAUCGGGUAUACAUUGAUUUCCAAGCCAUAUUCUUCAAAGGGUUACUCUAAAUUUGGGAACCCAUUGAGAAAAUUUUACUCCACUGGAGUGUCCAAUGACUUUGUGGGUGAAGAUGAAAAGAGUUUAGUCUAUAAUAGUGUUGAUGGGUUGCAUAAAAUUAUUAUGGAAAAUGUGGGUUGUGAUAAGAAUAUGGAGAAAGCUCUUGAACAAGCUGGGAUUUCCUUGACAACUGAGUUGGUUAUAGAAACCCUUAAUAGGUUUCGGUUCGAGGAGAAAACUGCUUUUAGGUUUUUCAUGUGGGCGGCUCGACAGGAGAAUUAUUACCAUGAAUACCAGGUUUACAAUGAAAUGAUUGAUAUAUUAUCUUCUACCAAGUUCAAGGUUAAACAAUUUAGGAUUGUUUGUGAUUUGUUGGAUUUCAUGAAAAGGAAUGAUAAAUCGUUGAUACCCAUUGAAGUUCUCUUGACUAUUUUGAAAAAAUAUACGGAAAAGCAUUUGAUGAAAGUCCUGACAUGUUCAAAGAAAAAGAGAGGAGUUAGGGUUAAAGUGCAGCUGGAGAUCAAGGCACUUAACUUGCUACUUGAUGCUCUUUGCAAGUGUUGUUUGGUUGAGGAUGCAGAGAUUCUGUUCAAGAAGGUGAAAAAUAAGGUUGCUCCAGAUGCCAAUACCUUCAAUAUAUUAUUUUUUGGGUGGUGUAGGGCUAGAAACCCUUCUAGAGGAAUGAAGAUUUUGGAGGAGAUGUGUAGCACGGGUUUUACACCUGAUAGUUUUACCUAUAAUGCUGCAAUUGAAACCUAUUGUAAAGCAGGAAUGAUGACUGAGGCUGUUGGUUUAUUUGAGUUGAUGAAAACAAAAACCUCUAUCUCAUCUCCUCCUACAGCAAAGACUUAUGCAAUAAUGAUUUUGGCGCUUGUUAAGGAUGAUCAAAUGGAGGAGUGUUUUAGAGUAGUUGGGGAUAUGAUACAAAGCGGUUGUCUUCCUGAUGUUUCCACUUACAAGGAGUUGAUUGAAGGAAUGUGCUUAGCUGGAAAGGUGAAGGAAACACACCAAUUUUUGGAAGAGAUGGAAAAGAAAGGGUAUCCAUCUGAUAUUGUCACAUAUAACUGCUUCCUCAAGGUUCUUUGUGAAAAUAGGAAGGCUGAUGAAGCAAUUCAGCUUUACCGGAGGAUGGUUGAUGUGGACUGUAUGCCUAGUGUUCACACUUUUAAUAUGCUGCUAGAGAUGUUCUUUGCAAUGGGUGAUCCUGAGGGAGCGCUUGAGGCUUGGGAUGAAAUGGGCAAGAAAAAAUGUGAUCGAGAUGUCAAUACUUACUGUGUAAUGAUUGAAGGACUUUUUGAUUGUGACCAAAUUGAAAAUGCAUGUUUGUUUUUGGAUGAUGUUGUAAAUCAGAGAAUUAAGAUACCUUAUCUGAAGUUUGAUAUAUUUUUGAGGCAUCUGUCAAGGAUUGACGAUCUUCGUAGAAUUCGUAAACUUUCAGAGCACAUGAAAAGGUUUUUCAAUCCUGCUAUGGCGAGACAUUUUGCACUAAGUCAAAAACGAAAGGCAUUGAGUUUUAGGAACAAAUGAACUUUUGAAAUUUAUUUGGAAUUCUAAAACCUCGUUAUGGCAUCAUGGUAUAGCCUAUAUCAAGAGCAAGCAAACAUGAAUAAUUGAUAAAGUAAAACACAUGCGACCGCAUGUGUUGUAACAAUGUUCCUAGGACCAGAGGAGAUUUAUCAAUCAAGUGCAUUAAAGUUAUGGUGCGUUAGCUUCUUGGUAUGAUUGUCUCCACUCUUGGAUGUAUUAGAUUAACAUUGUUAUAGUUUAUAUAAAUCUUACAUCCUUACUGGCUUGACUUCUGACUUGGUAUUACAUAAAAGAUUGUACCAAUAAGUUUACUAUUCAUUACAUUGGAGAAUUACGAAAUUGCCAUGGUACAAAAACCACCUGAGCAGCUCUCUAGAUGGGACUUCAUGAAUUACAAUUUUAUUGCUGCCCAGAAGGAAACAAUUUGGCUCCAAGGAUCUUCACUUGUUGAGAUUGAUCAUGAUGAGAGACCAGAAGAUGGAACUUUGGCACCAUCUUUGUCAGUAUGUAGAUCUAUAGCUCUGGAGAGUUGAGAAUCAAUAGAUUCCAAGGUUUGCAGAGGAUCUUAUGUAUUUAAAAGUGAAACAAGUCAUAAAGAGAGCACAACAAAACUUUUCAACUCAUAAGUUCUGGCUGAUGUGGAUAUGAGGAUUAUCUUGGCUGCAGUGCAGCUGAAGAUUGUCUAUUGUUCUUGGACGAGUUUUCCCUGAAUCCUCAUUGGGGAAGCUGACCUCCGUUAACACCCACUUCAGCAGAAAGCAGAGCUGUGCACCAACCAGAUUGAUGAACAAGUUAGCCAUGCAGUAGCCAAUUCUCUUGAAAGUGAUAAGGGAACGCAUAGUAGCUGCUCUUAAGCUAUGGAAUGAUCAGUUGUGGGCUGUGGCAUUGACUGAUCCUUGUUCGCGUGAUUUUACUUCCAAGUGGUAGAAAUGCAGUAUACAUUGCUGCAGUACUGGGUACAAAGAAUUUGCUGUUAU
Messenger RNA from Chenopodium quinoa (quinoa), 2939 nucleotides. Its product is annotated as pentatricopeptide repeat-containing protein At1g73400, mitochondrial-like. The transcript has 3 exons. The record is from RefSeq and is a predicted model, not a curated record. Bases 274 to 1962 code for a protein of 562 amino acids. Gene Ontology annotation, molecular function: protein binding. NCBI's taxonomy places the organism in Eukaryota, Viridiplantae, Streptophyta, Magnoliopsida, Caryophyllales, Amaranthaceae.